Mya arenaria is the source of this 2472-nucleotide messenger RNA. Its product is annotated as protein SSUH2 homolog. The coding region runs from base 264 to 1790 and encodes 508 amino acids. The record is from RefSeq and is a predicted model, not a curated record. NCBI's taxonomy places the organism in Eukaryota, Metazoa, Mollusca, Bivalvia, Myida, Myidae. The transcript has 12 exons.
UGGUUUAUAUUUUAUUCAUGAAAACCAAUUUACUCAUGUGAUACUGAUUCACAUCAUAUUCAUUUAACUAUAUAUGUAGAUGUGUAUUUCAGUCAUUCAUGCAAAUCUUGCAAACAUUGCGAAAUAUUUAAAUUGAACUUUAACCGGAAGAUAAUUAUGUACUAUAAAGAUACAGUAUAAUCAACUACAUGGUUAUCUUAGCCUGUUCAUUUGUAUCUUGUGAUAAAAGUUUUAUUAACUAAUUCGAAAAGCUAACAUUAUAAAUGGAUGAGAAGAAGCCUUUGUUAGGAGCGAACGCCGGGAUGAGUCAAGGCUUUGUAGUGAAUCCCCCUUCCCAGCAGUAUCCCGGGGGUACACCACAGGCCCAGUACCCUCGGGAGGCGCCCUUGGGGGCAUAUUCGGGAGGGCCUCCUCCACAGGGCGGCUAUCCGGGUGGACCACCGCCACAGGGUGGUUAUCCUGGUGGACCUCCGGCCCAGGGCGGUUAUCCUGGUGGACAUCCGGCCCAGGGCGGUUAUCCGGGUGGGCCGCCUCCGCAAACUGGAUAUCCGGGUGGUCCCCCUCAACAGGGUGGUUAUCCAGGUGGAGGCCCCCCUCAAGGUGGCUACCCACCCCAUGGAGGUGCCGGGCAGCCUCCACAACAAGGAGACGCCCCAAUGCCUCAGUGGAAGGGGGAAAUUCCAGACCAAGACGUUGACGACAACCCAAACGCUGCCGCUACCGCCCCAUCCGCACCGCCCCUCGAGAAGAUGGACGAAGUGGCCGGAUAUUCCAACAUCGGCUUCGAUGGCGCUAUGGCCCCGCCGCCCUCCUACGAGGCCGCUACACGUGAGCCGCCCCAACGGGCGGAAAUACAAGGUCUGCCACAGAUAGAUGAAACCGAGGCUAGGAACGCCCUUCUUCAGCACGUGUCUGAGCACUGUUGCUAUGGUAGCGGUGCCGCCCAGAGUUUACGCUUCACUGAUCUUCAACACUCCAGCGCUUUUCACUACACCCUUGAAACAUUCGGUGAGGCACGAUCAACAGCAUGGGCUUAUGACCCAUAUUCAGGUCAGCCAAUCGACGGCCCACAGAACGGCCCCGCCCCGGGCCCUUGGGACAUCCAAGCCGCCCCUCCUGCCACGUUCCAGAACCAGCAGUCGCAUAUAGAGGUGCCCCACACUGCCUCCGUCAAGCCGUGUCAUAACUGCAUGGCGAUGGGUAGGGUUCGCUGCCACAGGUGCUUUGGUAGAGGCAGGGUUCGAUGCACGAGCUGUGCUGGGCGUGGUCACAAGACGGUGUACAGAAACGGCGAGCACGAACAUGAGCGUUGUCAUUGGUGCCAUGGCGACGGCAGACGAAGAUGCUGCACGUGUCACGGAUUCGGAAUGGUCACAUGUGCAUGUUGCCAGGGACACUGCAGCCUAAAAUGCUACAUCAAGCUAACUAUCACAUGGACUAACCACCUGACGGACCACAUCGUUGAGCGGACGGCACUUCCGGACCACCUGAUUCGUAACGUGGCAGGACGGGUGGCCUUUACAGAGACUCAACAGAGGGUGUGGCCGAUUAACCACUUCCCGGACGCGGAGAUCAACAAUGCUUCAAACAGGCUGGUGAACCAACACGCCACCGCCUUCCCGUCGGAGAGGCUACUGAUGCAGCGCCACCAAGUGCGUAUCGUGCCGGUGACCCAAGCGAUGUACAAAUGGAAGGACACAAACUCGGACUACUUCGUGUACGGAUUUGAGAAGAAAGUCUACGCCCCGAACUACCCCCAGCAAUGCUGUUGUGGAUGUACCGUGCUGUGAACCACGCCCCAGUGGAGAAGAGGGGUUGGGUGGGGUGUGAUUGUGGGGGCAGAUAGAUACCCAUAUAAACCUUAAGCAUUACAUGCAUAAGUAUUUUAUUUUAUUGGGACAAUUCAAUUACAUUAACUUGAUUGUCUAAUAUAAAAUUUGUGUUUUUUCGUCAUUACCAUGCAGAUAUCAUAAAACUAAUAACAGUUAUAUACCAUAACAAAAAAAGUAUACUAAAACAAAAAUAGUUUGCUUAGUUUGAUCUGGUUAUAAGGAACUUAAAAUUGUUCGGAAAAGGGGGCCAGGAAUUAAAGUAUUGUGUUUCCUCCAUGUGUGACUUUGGCCUGUACAGACAUGUAUACAAUGUACAUGAACAUAACAUACGGUAAUAACCUGUUAAACCUUUGCCUGUAAAUAUAUUGAUACCUGUGGUUUAUAGAUAAGAAAUAAAAACAAAAGAGCAAAUCAAAAUAUGAUGUAUAUAUAUUAUACUGUAUGUUAUGUGUACAAUUCAUGAGGUGGAAUUUUGUAAUCUUUAUAUAUAUACAUAUUCAUUUUAAUUCAGUUAAUGCAUUGGAUACUACUGCCUGUAUUUGCCCUUGUUUAUCACAAUAUAAAAAUGUUGAAAUCUUAAAUAUUCGCCACGAAUUGUUCGCAUGUUGUCUGUUGGAUUAAUAGUGCAUGUAGAAAUCUU